Suricata suricatta (meerkat) is the source of this 2004-nucleotide messenger RNA. RefSeq names its product NADH-cytochrome b5 reductase-like (gene CYB5R5). Bases 151 to 1089 code for a protein of 312 amino acids. The record is from RefSeq and is a predicted model, not a curated record. Lineage: Eukaryota; Metazoa; Chordata; Mammalia; Carnivora; Herpestidae. The transcript is spliced from 7 exons. Gene Ontology annotation, molecular function: oxidoreductase activity.
GGCGGAACCUGGACUAACCUCUCUCGAGGAGAGGCGAAGGCGUGUAGGCUGACCAAGGAGCAGGGCCUGGGCCUGUGGCCUCACAGAGGCAGACCUGCUCUGGGAUAAGCACGCAGUUGUCCCUGCCAGGCCGCCCAGGUCCCACGGAGGAUGGAUGAGAAGGAGGAGGAGGAGGAGGAUGCCUGGCUGCAGCUUCGGCCCGUGGAGCCAUUGCCCUCCCAGUGCUGUGGCAGCGGCUGCUCUCCCUGUGUGUUUGAUCUCUAUCACCGAGAGCUGGCCAUGUGGGAGGCAGCGCGAGCCAGCAAUGACAGGAGCCUGCUGAGUGGGGAGGAGUCACAGAGCUGCCCGUCCAAGCUGAGCCCAGAGACCUUCCUGGCCUUCCGCAUCAGUGCCAUGGACAAACUCACCAAGGACACUUACCGUGUUCGGUUUGCACUGCCCGGGAACAGCCGGCUCGGCCUGAGGCCCGGACAGCACCUGGUCCUCCGAGGGAAAGUGGAUGACUUAGAAAUUCAGAGAGCUUAUACACCCAUCAGCCCUGCCAAUGCAGAAGGAUACUUCGAAGUUUUAAUCAAGUGCUACGAGACGGGGCUGAUGUCCCGCUACGUUGAGUCCUGGAGUGCAGGGGACACCACCUUCUGGCGAGGCCCGUUUGGAGACUUCAUCUAUAAACCGAACCAGUAUGGUGAGCUCCUCAUGCUGGCUUCAGGCACUGGCCUGGCCCCGAUGGUGCCUGUCCUGCAGAGCAUAACUGACAAUGCUGAGGACGAGACCUUCGUCACCCUGGCCGGCUGCUUCAAGACCUUCGAGGGCAUCUACCUGAAAACCUUCCUCCAGGAACAGGCCCGUUUCUGGAAUGUCCGUACCUUCUUUGUACUCAGCCAGGAGAAGUCCCCAGAGAGCCUUCCCUGGAGUUACCGGGAGAAGACGCGCUUUGGCCGCCUGACCCAGGACCUGAUCCAAGAGCUGGUUGGCUCCUGCCGGAGAAAGCCGUUUGCACUGGUCUGUGGCUCAGCGGAGUUUACCGAGGACAUGGCCAGGUGCCUGCGGUGUGCAGGCCUGGCCGAGGACUCCUACUUCCUCUUCUAGCCCUGGCCAGGGCCCUGCCCUGGGACACUGGAAGAAGCACAGACUUGAGUCAGAAAACAUGGACAGCAGUCCUGGCCCCGCCGCUAACUGGCCAGGUGACCUAGGCCAAAGUCUUUACCUCUGUGCACCUCCUCCUCUCAUCUGCCCCACAAGGCAGCCAACUCCCUCAGGCAGACAUAUUGCCGUGUGGAGGGAGGAUGCGGCCGCAGGGGCUCUGGAGAGGAGAGCGACCAGCCUGGGAGUCCAGGAGGACUCCCUGGAGGAAGUCCACGCUAAACCCUGGGAUCGAGAGGAGUUGGCAGGAGAAGGUGCAGGAGGAACGUCCCAUGUUCCUCCGAUUAGAGGGCUUGGGGACCCCUGUCUGCCCUUGCCCCAUAAAUGUCUGUUCCUAAGUCUGCUCUCCCUGGAAACUGUGUCCCUGCCCUGGCCUUGCUUGCCGAGUGUCUAGGGAAUGAGCACAGGAGCAGCUAAGAGCUCUUUAGAGGAGGAACCUGCCUUGUGGACCUCCGGCACCUCAAGCCUGGACAGCGGUCUCGGGUUCUGUGACCUGAUCGAAUUCUCUGAGCAAGGUGGGCCCUGGCCUACUUUUAUUUGGUAUUGGGCCCAGGCCUUUCCUGCUGCACACGGCUUCACUCUGUCUGCCUUCCCUUGUCUCAAGAGCCCAGGCCAGAGUCCUUUCAUGAGUAAAAGAGAUACAGAAACAAACACCCCCUCCUCCCUCCCAACUGCCAACUGCCAGCUGAGCCCGCCUUCAGCUCCUCGGAGCCCUGGUGACAGUUGCUAUGGUGAUCUAAAGAUAGAGCAGGAGUCAGGAGACCUGGGUCCUUCUCCCUGCUCUGCCCACUGAGCAGCUGCUGAUUCCGCUCCAGCCCCGCUGCCCUUUGUAGCACCCCCUCCAUCCUGCAUUGGGACAGU